Messenger RNA from Papaver somniferum (opium poppy), 3266 nucleotides. RefSeq names its product potassium transporter 7-like. The record is from RefSeq and is a predicted model, not a curated record. Gene Ontology annotation, molecular function: potassium ion transmembrane transporter activity. Lineage: Eukaryota; Viridiplantae; Streptophyta; Magnoliopsida; Ranunculales; Papaveraceae. Gene Ontology annotation, biological process: potassium ion transmembrane transport. The transcript has 10 exons. Gene Ontology annotation, cellular component: vacuolar membrane; plant-type vacuole. The coding region runs from base 304 to 2841 and encodes 845 amino acids.
AAUUAACUGUACUGGUCCUACUGGACAUAGUAAUAUUCUUUCGUUGGUUUCUCGUUUCUCUUUCCUUUUUAGCCUUCCUAUUUUCUGAUUUUUCAUGGCUUUCGUGUAAAAAUUCUCCGAUUAAAAAAAAAUCGAUUAGACUUUUUACAUACACAAAAACCUUCACUUAUAAAGAAAAAAAAAAGAAAAGAGAAAAUCAUUCCCUGGUUCAGAUUGGUUCGCUUUCUCAGUUGUCGAUAGAACAUUCUAGGUUUGUUUGGAGAUUUAGAUUUAUGAGGAGAAAUUCGUGAAGUAUUUCUCAUAAUGGCGGAAGAAAGUUUGAUAGAAAGAGAAAAUGGUGGAUUAGUAGCUAUGGAUUCAUCUGAAUCAAGAUGGGUAUUUCAAAACGAUGAUGAUGAUUCCGAUGUUGAUGACGAUGAUAAUGAUGAUUUACCAGCUCGUAUGAGUUUGGUAGAUUCAGAAGAAGAUGAAAACGCUGAAACUAAAUUAAUUAGAACUGGUCCGCGAAUUGAUUCUUUUGAUGUUGAAGCUCUUGAGAUUCCCGGUGCUCAUCGAAAUGAAUAUGAGAUGCAGGACUUUACGAUGGGGAGGAAAAUCAUACUUGCUUUUCAGACUCUUGGGGUUGUUUAUGGCGAUGUUGGAACAAGUCCUUUAUAUACUUUUAGCGUGAUGUUCAACAAGUCUCCAAUUAAAGACAAGGAAGACAUUCUUGGAGCUUUAUCACUGGUUCUAUAUGUCUUAAUCUUGAUACCUCUAAUCAAGUACGUACUGGUUGUCCUUUGGGCCAAUGACGAUGGUGAAGGUGGCACAUUUGCUUUGUACUCAUUGAUCUGUAGGCAUGCUAAGGUCAGUCUUCUUCCAAACCAGCUUCCAUCUGAUACCCGCAUAUCAAGCUUCAGGUUAAAAGUGCCAUCUGCAGAACUUGAAAGGUCCUUGAAAAUUAAGGAGCACCUUGAGAGUUCAAUUACAUUGAAAAAGCUUCUACUAAUGCUGGUUCUUGCUGGUACUUCUAUGAUCAUAGCUGAUGGAGUUGUUACCCCGGCAAUGUCAGUUAUGUCGGCUGUGGGCGGCUUGAAGGUUGGAAUAGAUGCAGUGGAACAAGAUCAAGUGAUGAUGAUUUCAGUUGCCUGUCUUAUAAUUUUGUUCAGUGUACAGAAGUUCGGCACAAGCAAAGUUGGACUGGUAAUAGGUCCAGCUUUAUUCAUAUGGUUCUGUUCGCUUGGGGGAAUUGGGAUCUACAACCUUGUAAAAUAUGGUUAUACUGUUCUCAACGCAUUUAAUCCUGUACAUAUUUACUUCUACUUCGAAAGGAAUUCAACUCAGGCUUGGCUGUCCCUUGGAGGUUGUAUUUUAUGUGCAACAGGUUCAGAAGCAAUGUUUGCAGACCUUUGCUACUUCUCAGUGAGAUCAAUUCAGCUCACAUUUGUGUUUCUGGUUCUGCCUUGCCUCAUGUUGGGAUACCUUGGUCAAGCUGCCUAUCUUAUGGAAAACCCAAGCAACUAUGAUCAAGUUUUCUUUUCUUCUGUUCCCAGUGGUGUUUUCUGGCCAGUCUUCUUCAUUGCUAACAUUGCAGCACUUAUCGCCAGUCGGACAAUGACAACAGCUACCUUCUCAUGCAUAAAACAGUCGACAGCACUUGGAUGUUUUCCUCGCCUUAAAAUCGUUCACACAUCUAGGAAGUUCAUGGGUCAGAUAUAUAUUCCAGUCAUAAACUGGUUUCUCUUGGUAUUCUGUCUGGUGUUUGUCUGCACCUUUGCAAGCAAUAAUGAAAUUGGAAAUGCAUAUGGCAUUGCAGAGCUCGGGGUUAUGAUGAUGACAACAAUCUUAGUCACCAUUGUUAUGUUGCUAAUAUGGCAGAUAAACAUCAUCAUUGUGCUCAGCUUUUUGGUUUUCUUCUUAGGAUUGGAAUUAACCAUUUUUUCUUCGGUUUUAUGGAGUGUUGGAGAUGGAAGUUGGAUUAUAUUGGUUUUUGCGGUAGUUCUGUUCUUCAUCAUGUACGUCUGGAACUAUGGAAGCAAGCUUAAAUAUGAAACUGAAGUCAAGAAGAAACUUUCAACAGAGCUUAUGCGUCAACUAGGUUGCAACCUUGGCACUGUUAGAGCUCCUGGUAUCGGGUUACUUUAUAAUGAGUUGGUGAAGGGAGUACCAGCCAUUUUUGGCCAUUUCUUGACCACUCUCCCGGCAAUCCACUCUAUGAUCAUAUUUGUGUGUAUUAAGUAUGUCCCAGUUCCAGUAGUUCCCCAAGGUGAAAGAUUUCUUUUCCGCCGUGUCGGUGGAAAGAGCUAUCACAUUUUCCGGUGCAUUGCUAGGUAUGGCUACAAGGAUGUACGAAAAGAGAAUCAUCAGACAUUCGAACAACUACUCAUUGAGAGCCUUGAGAAGUUUAUUCGUCGAGAAGCCCAAGAGCGACAAUUAGAGAGUGAUGGGGAUGAAGAUACUGAAUCUGAUGAUGAAAUUAAUUCUUCAAGGCUUCUUAUAGCACCCAAUGGAAGUGUAUAUUCACUCGGGGUACCACUUCUAGCAGAUUUCACCUGCCCAGAAAAACCCAUCUUCGAAGCAAGUACCUCGGCGGAGGUAGUCCCAUUUCUUCCUGGAGAAACACUCGACCAAGAACAGAGCCUUGAAAGGGAACUUUCUUUCAUUCGAAAAGCCAAAGAAUCUGGGGUUGUUUAUCUACUAGGUCAUGGAGAUAUCAGGGCGAGGAAGGACUCUUGGUUUAUCAAAAAACUUAUCAUAAAUUACUUCUAUGCAUUUUUAAGAAAGAACUGCAGGAGGGGAAUUGCGAAUCUCAGUGUUCCUCACUCAAACCUGAUGCAAGUUGGCAUGACAUACAUGGUCUAAGAUUCUCAAUUGUGCCGCCAAAAUAAGGCGGUUUUUUCUUAUAGUUAGACAUCAAAGUUUACGAGGAAAAUGGUCUGCAAAGGCCAUGCUAUUUGGGAUGUCUUUGAUUGAAGAUAUGACAUAGAUUUGAGGGAUUUGAGUUACCACGGGAAUGCAAGGUUUGCACCAGGGGAAAAAAUGAAUGGGGGAAGAGCUGUUUGUAUUAUUUUUGCUAUAAAACGAAAUUUUGCUCUUAUUGCCCAGGUUGGCCUGACCAGGCUAUUUGUAGAUUCCCAGCACUAGUUAAUCAGAAGCUUUGUAGUGUUGUUGCAUUACUGUUCGUGUAAUUCUGGAAUACUGAUUGCAAUACUGAAAGAAUACACAUGGAAAGAACUGUAAUUACAAUAUUGAAGGUAAAACGACUGAAUCCCUAUUUGAUUAUUUAA